Molecule: messenger RNA, 1087 nt
Organism: Zophobas morio
Lineage: Eukaryota; Metazoa; Arthropoda; Insecta; Coleoptera; Tenebrionidae
Product: alpha-aspartyl dipeptidase
Exons: 6
Coding region: 67-1044 (325 amino acids)
Biological process (GO): proteolysis
Molecular function (GO): serine-type peptidase activity
Source: RefSeq, a predicted model, not a curated record
AUUUGACAACUUCGUGGCGGUAUUUUUUAAACCUUCUAUAAAUUUUCGAGCAUGUAACAAAAUCUGAUGAAACAAUUAUUCCAUAUAUUGGUUCAAAAUUUCACAAAAUUACAUCCGUUGCAACAUGUGAUAACAAGAAACGUGAAUAGGUGUAAAUGUAAGACUCCUGUUUACAUAACCUCAAAGAAAAAAAUUAUAUCAAUAAAACACUUGGUUAUCAAAAAGCGCAGAAAAUCGCCUUGUAUAUACGAAGAAUUUCCUAAAAUCCGUUUCAUUCCAAUGUCGAAACCUCAUCUUUUACUGUUGUCUUCAUCCAAAGUGCAUGGGUAUGAAUUUUUGGAAUAUGCAGCGUCUGACAUUAAGAAUUUUCUAAAUAAAAGUGGUGUUUCAACUGUUCUAUUUGUACCAUACGCUGCUGUGGACCAUGACGCUUACCUGAAAAAAGUUACCCCUGUGUUUAAUAAGUGGGGGUAUCAAGUGGAAGGCAUACACAACAACAACCCAAUUGAAGCUGUAAAAAAAGCAGAGGCAAUUUUUGUGGGGGGCGGAAACACGUUCCUCCUCCUGAAAACCUUGUAUGAUAAGCAAGUGGUCAAUUUGAUUCGUGAAAGGGUGCUUAAGGGUGGUAUUCCAUAUAUUGGUAGCAGUGCGGGGACUAAUGUAGCUGCCCCUACUAUUCACAAUACGAAUGAUAUGCCAAUAGUGUACCCUCAAAGCUUUAGUGCCUUGAAUUUGAUCCCUUUCAAUAUAAAUCCUCAUUAUCUGGACCCAGAUAGUACGUCUAAACACAAAGGGGAAACCAGAGAGGAAAGGAUUUUGCAAUAUCAUGAACUGCCACCUGAAUAUCCAGUUCAUCAUGUUCUGGGGUUAAGGGAAGGAUGUACACUUCAUGUAGAUGGUGAUGUGGCAAUCUUGAAGGGAAUUGCUAACGCCCGUCUUUUUUUGAGGGGCAAACCUCCUCAAGAAAUCCCACUUGAGUCCAACUUGUCCCACUUGCUCACCAAGAACAUCUGCGUCGAACAAGAACUACAAAUACUGCAAUAAUAAAUUUUAUUGUUCAUUAAUAAAUUUAAAAUUUCUGUCCCAA